AUGUCGGAACUAAUUAAGCCUCCUAAGAUCUUCACACCAAAUGAGUGGUUUUGUUCUAAGCAACUUAAGUACAAAAAUGCUGAUGCUGUGUGUAAACUUGCACAGAACCUGGAUUUUGAAUGCGAUAGAAGUAUAGAGGAAAUUAAGAAUCGUACUGAUAAAACCAUGGAGGAUGUGGACAAGAAGUUAGAACAAAGAAUUAAGAAUCUUAACUUUUGGAAGAGUGAGCUUGAAAACAAGCUGGCGGAUAUAGCAAAGAAAUCAGAUGCUCUACAUUCUUACAUUGUCCGAUUGAAAAUGGCGUUAGAUGCUACAGCGGAGCCUUUACACAUAUCACAGCAAUGUAUUGCCGUAAGAAAUGAACGCAAGGGGAUUGAUCUAGUGGCUGACGAUCCUCACAACCAACUCAUGCGAGAAGUUGAACUAUUUACAAGAAUACGCACACUUUUAAAUCGUACGAUUGAACAAGCGAUUGAGCAAUUAAGACUUAACCGAAAGUCAGCUUUUAACAUGAAAAAGGACUUUCUUGCGAAGCAAACAGCUCAGAAUCUGGACAAAUAUGCAAAGUCUCUUUCUUUUGGUGAACAUAUUCCAGAUGAAUUAAAAUGUAUUAACCCCCCUGGGUCGUCGCUAAGCACAGCGGAAUGGCAAGCUGCUGUCCAGAGGAAUCUAGAUGAGGCGGACCGGCAGGUCCAAAAUUCAAAUCAAAUGUUAAGCUUAAUCGAUGGUAUUUUGCUGCAGGUAUUUAAUGACCAAAAACAGCAAGUGGAUUCAACAAACUGGGCUAUUAAAAAACGGGUUAGUGAAACGCGCGACACAAAGCGGAAACUAGAAGAGCAUCUCUCGAUUAUAUUCAAAGAAAUUUCCGACAUGGAAGAUAACAUCACCGAAAUCAAAAAAGCACUUUGUGACGUAAAGAAAACCUCUACAAUCACAGGUAUUAGACGGAACCUUAGGGAUUGCAGGCCCCAAACAGAACUAUGCAGAGACACCCCACAUUACAGAAUACUCGAUCAAGCGAUAGAAUUGCAAAUGGAUACAGACACAUUACAAAAAAAGCUCCACGAAGCUGAGGAGGGAUUAAAGGCUCUCUGUAGACGGCAACUAGACCUUGAGGAGCAGAUCCAAAUCAAAUCACAGUCACUUCACAUUGAAGAGGCCCAAGUUCAAGGAAUGAGAUCUAGCAUUCUGAUCAAACACUUCUAG
Molecule: messenger RNA, 1206 nt
Organism: Mesocestoides corti
Lineage: Eukaryota; Metazoa; Platyhelminthes; Cestoda; Cyclophyllidea; Mesocestoididae
Source: the annotation of a GenBank genome assembly